This is a messenger RNA of Rhineura floridana, 1837 nucleotides long. It is a transcript of the gene PBK, whose product is annotated as PDZ binding kinase. NCBI's taxonomy places the organism in Eukaryota, Metazoa, Chordata, Lepidosauria, Squamata, Rhineuridae. The coding region runs from base 314 to 1303 and encodes 329 amino acids. The record is from RefSeq and is a predicted model, not a curated record. The transcript has 8 exons. Gene Ontology annotation, molecular function: protein serine/threonine kinase activity; ATP binding. Gene Ontology annotation, biological process: protein phosphorylation.
GCAAAGGCGGGAACGUUCACAGAAAAACUCCUCAGUCAGUCAGCCUGCCUGCGGGGGGAAGGGAGCUUCAGUCUUGGCGGCGCCUUCCCGGCCUUCCGCUUUCGAGCUAUUUCUGGGCUUCAGCGGCCACCGUCGCCUCUCUCGCUCGCCGCCCAGAUUCAAAUAGCGCCGCCGCCGUCAGCUGGAGCCGGUGAGGAAGGAGCGCGCGGCUGUUUGUUGCGACGGGGAGAGUCGGGCCUUCCUCGCUGUCUCCGGCUGGGGGCAGACCCGGGGCCGCCAGCGACUCUGGGGACAGGCAGAAUAAUUUUCAACUAUGGCUGCAGAAACUGCCUUCAAGACUCCUAGCAAGUCUUCGGGGGGAAAUAGCUCAGGACAGGGUAGCUCUUCACCCUCAAUAGCUAUUCCACCCUCUCCUUUCAUGCAGAAGCUUGGGUACGGAACUGGAGUCAAUGUUUAUCUUAUGAAAAGGUCUCCCAAAGGCAUCUCUCACUCUCCCUGGGCUGUGAAGAAAAUCAAUCCCAAAUGUGACUCCAGUCAGCGAAGCACAUAUCAAAACAGGCUGAAUGAAGAAGCAAAGGUUCUAAAAACCCUUCAGCACCCAAACAUUGUGGGAUAUCGUGCAUUUGCUGAAGCCAAAGAUGGGAGCAUGUGUCUUGCCAUGGAGUAUGGGGGAGAAAAGUCUCUCAAUGACCUCAUUGAAGAAAGGAAUUCAAAACACCAGGGGCCCUUUUCAGCAGCUACCAUCCUCAAAGUUGCCUUGCACAUGGCAAGGGGGCUGAAGUAUCUACACAAUGACAAGAAAUUGCUUCAUGGUGACAUCAAGUCUUCCAAUGUUGUCAUCAAAGGUGACUUUGAGUCAAUAAAGAUCUGUGAUGUGGGUGUUUCGCUGCCUUUGGAUGAGAAUAUGAUGGUGAGUGACUCAGAAGCUGAUUAUGUUGGCACUGAACCCUGGAACCCCAAAGAAGCUCUUGAGGAAGAUGGCAUCAUCACCGACAAGGCUGACAUCUUCACGUUUGGGCUUACGCUCUGGGAGAUGAUGACUCUUUCCAUACCUCAUCUUAACCUCCCCAGAGAAGAGGAGGAGUCAGAGUUAGAAGAGGCUUCUUUCGAUGAAGAUGCUUUUGAUGAGGAUGCCUACUAUGCAGCCCUUGGGACUCGGCCACCACUCAACAUGCAAGAGCUGGAUCCCUCCUAUCAAAAGGUCAUUGAGCUAUUUUCUCUCUGCACUAUUGAGGAUCCACGGAAACGUCCUGCAGCUGCACACAUCGUGGAUGUCUUGGAGGCAGAAGGAUCCAUACAAUAAGUGCUCCUUCUACAUCCCUGCACUACUAGUGCAACUUCUCCAUUUCCUUUUAGAUGUUUGUCUGGUUGUUUAGUGUAUAGCAUUAUUACAUUGGGAUAUAGAAUUUUCAGUUUCCCAUAAUUUAAAUUUAUUAGAAGAGGGUGAUCUUAACCCUGUUCCAAUUUAAGCUGUUUAGAAUACCCAGACUGUAAAUAUUCUAUACUCCAGAAAGAUUGUUCCAAGUUGUGCCUUUAGUGACACCAUUUCUUUUUUUUUCUUUUUAAACUGACUUGCUGAUAACCUGAUGCUUUUAGGGACCUUGUGGGCUAGUGCUUCAGUAUUGUAAGUAUGAAGAAACCUGGUCAGGACUAGCAACAUUUUCUUUGUCUCUCUCUCCUUCCCUGUUCCUCCUCCUGACUUGUGUUCUGGUCAAGUCGUAUGUUUGCAUUGCUUGUUUUAUUCUUGACUCAUACUUCUCUCUCCUAUGAUCUAAUAUGAUCCUUAGAUCAACUGCUGUUAUUGCUUGGUGAAAUAAAAAAACCCUUCAGUUUUCGU